This is a messenger RNA of Erpetoichthys calabaricus (reedfish), 2905 nucleotides long. RefSeq names its product gastrula zinc finger protein XlCGF26.1-like. Gene Ontology annotation, molecular function: DNA-binding transcription repressor activity, RNA polymerase II-specific. Lineage: Eukaryota; Metazoa; Chordata; Cladistia; Polypteriformes; Polypteridae. Gene Ontology annotation, biological process: negative regulation of transcription by RNA polymerase II. Bases 375 to 2381 code for a protein of 668 amino acids. The record is from RefSeq and is a predicted model, not a curated record. The transcript is spliced from 3 exons.
GAUCAGCGCAUGUGCAGGGGAGUGGGCGGGGACCCGUCGCAUGCUGAUGACGCAAGUUUGUGUCGCCUUAUUUGAAUUCGCACGGACGGUCUCGCGUGUAAAGGCAGCAUUUGGUCGCAUGAACAAGCACAAGUACGGAAGUUGAGUUAAACGAGGUCUUUGUUUUCUAAUGAAACGUACAAUUUCUUUUCAGAAAGAGUAAUGAUACAAUCGAACAUAGACGAAUAAAAGGACUAAAGUGCGCAGAGAAAAAGAAAAGUUCCUGUCUCCAUGCAGUGAGCUGUUCAAUGGCUUCUGGACCAAGGCUGUCUGUGUGAGAAGGGAAUCCGAGAAGAGACACUUGGGGAAAGAGAGAGAAGAGUUUUACCCAAACCAUGGCCUCAGCCAAAAAGGAUGACACCGAUGAAAUACUGGCACAUAUUAAACAAGAGGACUUUGAGUGGGCUGUGGGCGAGGAUUUGUGCGUGAAGGCGGAGGAUCUCGAAGGAAGAAUUUCAGAUUUUAAAGAGGAGGAGUUCAAGUGGGAGGCUGACAUUAAAGAAGAGGAUUCGAAGGAUUUCAUGGUUGGCAUCAAACAAGAGGUCUGCGAAGAGUCCCUUCCCAGCUUCCAGCCCUGGCGUACUAAUAUGGGACAAAUGGGCACCCAGGAGAAUUCUGUGGAACUGGAAUCUGAGUUUUCAGAGUUUAAGGGAGAAGGAGAAGGGAGAGGAGCUGAAGAGCAGCAGCCACCAUCUAGAGACGUUGAAACGAUUUUACAUGAAAAUGCCAGCUGCUCCCCAUCUUUAUUUGUUCAGCCAUCUCUUCAGUGCAGACUGCAACAGAAACAGAAGGAAGAGAAGACACAGGAAUCAACAAGGGGAUUAGAGAAUGUGACCCCUGUUUCUUUGCAGUGCACUUUUACUGCUGACAAACUAGCUGCGGUGGAGGUGAUCGACACUGACCAACAACAAGGGCAUAACACAAAUCGAGAGGCUUUGUGUGCCAGUCGAGGGAGUGAAAGUACAAUGAAAAACACAUCUGACGGUAAAGAAACAACAAAACCUUAUUCUUGUUCUGAAUGUGGGAAAAGAUUUCUCCAUGACAGUGGCCUUCAGAAACACAUAAGAAUUCAUGCUGGAGAAAAACCUCAUUGCUGCUCUGAAUGUGGCAAGCGAUAUUCUGACAGCCGUGGUCUCAGAGUACAUAGAAGAACCCACACGGGAGAAAAGCCAUAUGUCUGUGCUAAAUGUGGAAAAGGAUUCAAACAAAGUGGCCAUCUUCAGUCCCAUACAAAAAUUCAUAUUGAAGAAAGACCUCAUGGCUGCUCUGAAUGUGGCAAGCAAUUUUCUGACAGUCGUGAUCUCCUUAAACAUUCAAGAAUCCAUUCCAGAGAAAAUCCACAUGUCUGUCCUGAAUGUGGGAAAAGAUUUUCCUAUAAUGCCAAACUUCAGUCGCACAUAAGAUCUCACACUGGAGAAAAACCUUAUUGCUGCUCUGAAUGUGGCAAAAGAUUUUCUAACAAGUAUGGUCUCCUAAAUCAUUUAAGAGUCCAUAUUGGAGAAAAUCCACAUGUCUUUUCUGAAUAUGGGACAGGAUUUUCCCAUAAUGCCAGACUUCAUUGCUGCUCUGAAUGUGGCAAGCAAUAUUCUGACAUCCUUGGUCUCAGAAUACAUACAAGAACUCACACGGGAGAAAAGCCGUAUGUCUGUGCUAAAUGUGGAAAAAGAUUCAGACAAAGUGACCAUCUUUAUUCCCACACAAAAAUUCAUACUGAAGAAAGACCUCAUGGCUGCUCUGAAUGUGGCAAGCGAUUUUCUGACAAUCGUGAUCUCCUAAAACAUUCAAGAAUCCAUACUGGAGAAAAGCCAUAUGUCUGUUCUGAAUGUGGAAAAAAAUUUUCCCAUGAUUCCAGACUUCAGUCGCACAUAACAGUUCACACUGGAGAAAAACCUUAUUGCUGCUCGGAAUGUGGCAAAAGAUUUUCUAACAAGUCUGGUCUUCAAAGACAUACAAAAAUCCACACUGGAGAAAAGCCCUUUGGCUGUGCUGAAUGUGGGAAAAGAUUCAUUGACAGCAGGAAUUUUCAGAGCCAUGCAAGAAUUCACACUGGAGAGAAGCCAUAUGCCUGUUCUGAAUGUGACAAACGAUUCAGCCAUGAAAGCGGUUUUCGGGCCCAUACGAGAAUUCAUACUGGAGAAAAACCUUAUUGCUGCUUUGAAUGUGGUAAACGAUUUCCCCAAUUUGCCAAUCUGAAAAGGCAUGCAAGAACCCACUCUGGGGAGAAGCCUUAUUGCUGUUCUAAAUGUGGCAAAAGAUUCUGUGAGAGUAGUGCUCUUCAGAACCACAUAGCUAUCCACACACAAGAGGAAGUUGGGAUGCUGCUACAUGUAAAAAUAUGCUAAUGAAUUGUGACACGAGAGUGGCACACCCACGGAGCAACACUCCUAUUUACAAAAUCGGACCAAACCAACAAACCAAAACACUACCUCCCCAUGACCUUGUAGUAGAUUCUUCUUAAAGUAGGAUGAGGAGCCCGGCACACACAAAAAUCUCCUACUCUUAGGAAAAUCUAAUAUUAUCAGAAGCGGAGCAAGACCGAACCCUAGCCCCAAUUUGAUCCCCUCAGCUGGAUAUAUCCUUUAUGAAUUUACAAAACGAAAUGACCACGCCAACAAUUAUUUAAACAAACAAGACUAUACAUUAUAAAUCAAUCAAACAAAACUAUAAACACCCUUUAAGCAAUCCUCCCCAAAUCCGGAACAACUAAACAAACACUAAUUAAUAUGCCCACCCCCCUUGAACCCUUCUAUAAUAUACUCCCCAGAAAAGAGUGAAAGAAAGGAAAAGAAAAUUAAAUGUCACCUAUUUACUGCCAGCACAAAUAGAUUCACAGCACACACACAAAUAUAUAUACAUAUACACACAC